ACGAGCUCGACAUUGCUUAUGUUUAUUGUGCUGAAGUGUGGUUCAAGCUAAAGGGAAGCAGAUUAUGUGAAAUAUGUGGCGAGACUGCAAAAAAUGUCUCGGGUGCUACUACUAACGGAGUUAUGGAAGAGUGGAAUGAUAGAAGAUUCUCCGGAGAUAUUGCUGCUCAAAUUAAGCACAAUAACAAAUCUCUUCAUUUCAAAGUUGAUACUGAAUCAAAUGUGUUGACGAUAUUUACUCUCACAGAUUUCGUGACUUCUGCUAAAGCCGUUGCUUUUAUUCGAUUACCUGAUUACAAAUCCGGCAAGAUUGAAGUUCAAUAUCUUCAUGAUCAUGCUGGUUUUACUACUGCUGUUGAUUUGAGUCGCAACCAUGCUAUUGAUUUUUCUGCGACAAUUAGUACUCCUGAUCUUCAGGACGACUGUGAAGAUAGGGAUUUAUUGAAUGGACUUAGUGAAGAUAUCUUAGAGCUUUCAUCAUCUGGUUGAAGAGCUCGCUGUAACUUUAACUGAGUCCAACAUUCAAGCAGCAAGCAUGAAGAUUCAAAGCUCAUUUAAGAUGAGUAGUUGCAGGAUUGCUAGAGUCAAAUAUGAGUGCUUUCUUUUUGGUAUGAUGCAUACUCAUGCUUGUUUUUAUAAAAAGUAUAUUAUUACCUUUCUGCCUUUUGAAUUGGUUGUAAUAAACAAAUGGUAGAUAAAAUAGAGAUGAUUGGUGCUUUAUUUUUAAUAAGGUGUUCUUAUACUAGAUCUUAGUGUGUGUGCAUGUAAUUGGGGUUUGAAUUGAGGUUCUUCAUUUUUUCACAUUGUUUGUGUUAUAAAUAAUUUGCAUGUGUCUCUAAAGUUUGAGCAUAAAAGUAGUAAAGGGUGUAAUUAUGGACCUCAUUCUGAGUGGCAGGUUUACAAGUGAGUGUGCACUAAUUUUUUUCCUUUCAAGGUUCAGUAGAUUUAUUACAGUUGUAUGUAACUAAAGUCAUGUUUUUGUUUGUUUGUUUGUAUGUAGUGUAUUAGGUGGUAGUCAUGGUGUCCCACGAGUUCAUUACAAAGGACGACAAGGUCGUGGAUUUCUAGCAAUUAGUUAUCCUUCCUAUAAUUGUAAUAUGAGUGGAGCUGAUCAUUGUAAAGUCUCAUCAUACAUUUAGAAAUCAAAAUUCUAACAAGGAACAUUUCAUAAUUGUUAUGAAAUUAUGACAGUAGUUAUUAUGAAUGUAAUUAUACAAUGUGUCUUAUAUACUUUAUUUUAGAACUUCAUUUUUUGUUUUC
Vicia villosa (hairy vetch) is the source of this 1259-nucleotide messenger RNA. Its product is annotated as mitochondrial outer membrane protein porin 2-like. Gene Ontology annotation, molecular function: voltage-gated monoatomic anion channel activity. Lineage: Eukaryota; Viridiplantae; Streptophyta; Magnoliopsida; Fabales; Fabaceae. Gene Ontology annotation, cellular component: mitochondrial outer membrane. The coding region runs from base 123 to 488 and encodes 121 amino acids. The transcript is spliced from 8 exons. The record is from RefSeq and is a predicted model, not a curated record. Gene Ontology annotation, biological process: monoatomic anion transmembrane transport.